AUGAUUGCUCCUGCAAGAAACUGCGGUUGUGAGGAUAAAUCAGAAUUUAAAAUUCCUAAAAAUAUUACCAACUCUUGCCAUCAAUUAAUUCCUUCUGAUGAUUCAAUUCAAGACUCGGAAAAGUGUGUCUGUCCAAAAAAGAGUGAAGCAGGUUAUCAAAAAUUAAAAGGUACUUGUGACAUCUAUUGUGAAGGAAAUAAAAAACCAGGAAAUGAUUGCACAAACGAAGAUGUAAUCGAAGAAGAAAAGAAAAGUAAAGUUUUUUCCGAAAUAGUCGAAAAAGGUUUGCCCUAUAAAGAAACCGAAAUAAUUAUAAACGACAAUCGAAUGAUAAUUCGUGUGCAAAAGGAUCCAAAAGCAAAAAAGGAAGAAUGGGAUCCGCCCUGUGACUGUGACGAAGAAAAUAAACCAAUAAAAAAACCGAGAAAUGACAUAACUUUUCGAAAAGUCGACUUAAAUCCUUGUCGUACAAUCACAGUUUAUCCUCAACCAGAUUCUGAAGAUGUUGACAAAUCAAAAAAUGAAUUGGAAAAUGAAGUGAAAAUAAAAAAGGAAAAAAAUCCCGAUCCUUUGAAAAUUGAAAGACAACGGAGGGAGGAAAUGAGGAAAAGCAUUGAUCUUGAAGAAAAUCCAAAUAUUUUCCUCUUGAGAAUAAAAAAAAGAUGUGGAAGCGAGGAGGGAAAAUAUAACGUCGACUUGGAAUUUCGAACACCUCGACCAUGGUUGACAAGGCCAAUUGUUGAAAAACCCCCUCGUCCUGCACCAACUGAUUUGAAAGUAAGUGAUUCAAAACUAGAUUCAAAACUCGAUAAUAAAGAAAGCAAAAAAGACAAGAAGACACAAAAAACGAAAACGAAAACGAAAACGAAAACGAAAAAAGGGAAUGUUUCACGCCAUCAGAUUAUUCCCGCGAGGCGCUCAUGCGUAAAAACACAGGCGCAAAUUAGUGAAAUAGAAAUUGUUUACGUAAAUUACAAUAAAAUUGCCUCAUAA
Messenger RNA from Leptopilina heterotoma, 993 nucleotides. RefSeq lists its product as uncharacterized. The record is from RefSeq and is a predicted model, not a curated record. The transcript is spliced from 4 exons. Lineage: Eukaryota; Metazoa; Arthropoda; Insecta; Hymenoptera; Figitidae. The coding region runs from base 1 to 993 and encodes 330 amino acids.